CAGCGUCAGGCGACAUAGUAUGAGCGUUAUGCGUGUGAUUUCAGCUGAGUAGACGACUUCAUACCUAAUAUAUUCCUACGCAAGGAACUCAAAAAAACUUGGCUUCUCCCAUUAAAAGAACCAUACAUACCAGAGAAAAGAUCGAAAAAUGCAAACAUGGAGUAUGAGAAUGUUUUCCACACCAUACUUCCGAGCAUGAGCUCCAAAAUGUCUCGCAUGGUCGGCAGCUGCUCGAAACCUGACUGCGAACACCACAAAAUAGUCGAGAGCAUCCUAAAGCUCGCAGGACUCCGUGGGAUUGAUCCGUUCUACGGUCUUAUAGGAGGUUGGUUAGGAAUCGAGCCGUCACAUCUGCUCAUCGCGAUUGGUGUCAUCUGGGCUUUGAGCAAAGUACUCCGCCAACUGUAUAACUUUCUUCGCGGCGUCGUUACCGAGCACUUCAUGAGCAGUGUCCAGGUCUCUAGCCGCGAUACCGCGUGCAGAUAUUUGCUAGAUUGGCUCGACUCUCAGCCCACCAUGGCUAACUCGAGACACCUGAAAGCCGAGCGUAUGAUUACGAAGACGGAAUGGAUAGAAGAUGAUAAGUCUCUCCUGGGCCGAGACCGUUCGGGGCGUUAUAUAAACUACUCUAGCAUUCCGACUAGAAUUAAACCCCGGUACGACCCGGCAGUAGGGAAGCACAGUUUCUGGUGGCAGGGACGGUACUACAGACUAAGGCGUAAGCAAAAGACAUUAUUCACCGAGCCUAGCCAAGGCCAGUCCGUUUUUCUAAACCAAGACGACAUCAUCAUAUCUUGCUUUGGCAGGAGCCCAGAACCCAUCAAGCACCUCCUCGCGCACACCCGAGAACAAUGGUUCGCCGCGCGACAAAACACAACCACGAUCCAGCGGCCCAGCCACAAAAAAUCAUCCUGGAAGACGGUCGCGGACCGGCACGCGCGGGACAUCAGCACCGUGAUCCUGGACGCGGCGCAGAAGCAGCGGGUCCUGGCCGACCUGAACGAGUACCUGCACCCGGACACGGCGCGGUGGUACGCGUCGCGCGGCAUCUUCCUGCGGCGCGGGUAUCUUUUCCACGGCCCGCCCGGCACGGGGAAGACCUCCUUGGCCUUUGCGCUCGCGGGCGUUUUCGGCCUCGGCAUACACAUCAUCUCGCUGCUGGAGCCGAGCUUGACGGAGGAGGAGCUGUGCACGCUGUUCGCGGAGCUGCCGCGGCGGUGCAUUGUUUUGCUGGAGGACAUCGACACAGCCGGGCUCCAGCGCGCCGAAGACCCCACUCCCACUCCCAACCCCAACAACCCCGACCCCUCUUUACCCACCCAUGCCCACGCCGCCGCCGCCGCCGCCACCUCUGGGGUCCAACGAACCGGGAUCUCGCUCUCGGGCCUGCUAAACGCGAUCGACGGCGUCGGCAGCCACGAGGGGCACCUGCUGAUCCUCACCUCCAACUCGCCGGAGCAGCUGGACUCGGCGCUGAUCCGUCCCGGCCGCGUUGACCUGCAGGUGAGCUUCACGAACGCGACGCGGAUACAGGCGGCGGGGUUGUUCGUGAGCAUGUACCAGCACUCCUCGCUCUCUUCUCCCCCCUAUUCUUCACCUUCACCUGCCACUUCUUCUGCUUCUUGUUCCGAGGUGGAAGCAACGAACAAAAGCCUCACUGCCACGAUCACCCCCGACACCCUCUCAGCCCUCGCCGAAGCCUUCGGCGCCAAGAUACCCGAGGGCCAGUUCUCGCCCGCGCAGAUCCAGGGGUACCUGCUGAACCGCAAAACGGCGCCGCGCCAGGCGCUCGAGGAGGCUGACGCGUGGGUGGACGGGGUGAUGAGGCAGAAGGAGCGGAAUAGUAAGGUGUUGGGGUUGGAUUUCUUUUGAGUACUAGGUAGCAGUGGGAUAUUUGUGCCUAAGUUAGGUACCUAGUAGGUAUACAGUCGAUGUAUAAACCUGCGAUCUGGCGUUGUAAGGGGAUCUAUUAGAAUAGAGCACAGACCGUGAUGGGGUUACUAAGAUCCCGACUUUCAAUUUACUGUUAUUGUUACUUGAGAACGGGCUGUGGAUUUAUACGAGUGAUACGCCUGCCGAGAGUCACCAUUAAAAAAGCAA
Molecule: messenger RNA, 2100 nt
Organism: Hypoxylon fragiforme
Lineage: Eukaryota; Fungi; Ascomycota; Sordariomycetes; Xylariales; Hypoxylaceae
Product: P-loop containing nucleoside triphosphate hydrolase protein
Exons: 5
Coding region: 157-1872 (571 amino acids)
Biological process (GO): protein insertion into mitochondrial inner membrane from matrix; mitochondrial respiratory chain complex III assembly
Cellular component (GO): mitochondrial inner membrane
Molecular function (GO): ATP hydrolysis activity; ATP binding
Source: RefSeq, a predicted model, not a curated record